Messenger RNA from Planococcus citri (citrus mealybug), 3850 nucleotides. Its product is annotated as eukaryotic translation initiation factor 3 subunit A-like. Bases 168 to 3323 code for a protein of 1051 amino acids. Gene Ontology annotation, molecular function: mRNA binding; translation initiation factor activity. NCBI's taxonomy places the organism in Eukaryota, Metazoa, Arthropoda, Insecta, Hemiptera, Pseudococcidae. The record is from RefSeq and is a predicted model, not a curated record. Gene Ontology annotation, biological process: translation reinitiation; formation of cytoplasmic translation initiation complex. Gene Ontology annotation, cellular component: multi-eIF complex; eukaryotic translation initiation factor 3 complex, eIF3m; eukaryotic translation initiation factor 3 complex, eIF3e. The transcript is spliced from 16 exons.
AUAAAAAUUUUAUCUUCCUUCGUUUCUUGAAGAAGUAGUGGUGUUUUUAGCUUAAAAAUUUGCUAUUGUGAAUUUUAAAUCUUCGUAUAUGUAUUUUUCAAGUUUAGUUUCAACGUUUAUGUGUUCACAAUUUCGUAUAAACUAAUCAAACAUCCUGUCCUAUAAUCAUGGCGCGAUACGGCCAAAGACCAGAAAAUGCUUUGAAACGGGCUAACGAAUUCAUCGAAGUAGGAAAACCUGCUCGAGCUUUGGAAACCCUCUACGAAGUAUUUCGUAAUAAAAAAUGGGCUUACAACUGGAGCGAAAGUAUUUUGGAACCUAUUAUGUUCAAGUACUUGGACCUUUGUGUGGAAUUGAAGAAAUCACACAUCGCCAAGGAAGGAUUAUUCCAGUACAGAAAUAUGUUCCAAACCGUAAAUGUUGGAUCAUUGGAAAACGUCAUUCGUGGAUAUUUGAGAUCAGCUGAAGAACGAACUGAAUCGGCUCGUGAGCAUUCGCAUCAAGCUGUAAUCGACAUUGAUGAUCUAGAUAAUCUUGCUACUCCUGAAAGUAUUUUAUUGAGUGCUGUGAGCGGCGAAGGUGCUCAAGACCGGAGUGAUCGUACAAUUUUAACACCAUGGGUUAAAUUUUUAUGGGAAUCGUAUUGCCAAUGUUUGGAAUUACUGCGUACUAAUACCCUGGUUGAAACUUUAUAUCACGACAUUGCUAGAAUGGCAUAUCAAUUUUGUUUGAAAUACAACAGGAAAACGGAAUUUCGUAAACUAUGCGAUAAACUUCGCAAACAUUUGGAAGAUAUUGGUAAAUUACCUCCUCAAGCCAUAAACGUCAGUUUGACUCGCCCGGAAACCCAGCAGUACAAUUUGGAAACUCGUCUAAUUCAAUUAGAUUACGCUAUUCAAAUGGAGUUGUGGCAGGAAGCUUACAAAGCCACCGAAGAUAUUCAUAAUUUGAUGACCAUGUCGAAAAAGCCUCCUGUACCCAAAAUGAUGGCUAAUUAUUACCAGAAGUUGGCUAUGGUGUUUUGGAAAGCUGGUCCUAAUUAUUAUCUUUUCCACGCUGCUGCUCUGUUUAAACUUUUCCAAUUGAAUAAAGAAAUGAAGAAAAAUAUUACUCAGGAAGAUCUCCAAAAAAUGGCGAGUCGUGUAUUAUUGGCAACGUUGUCCAUACCUCUUCCUUCGGCUCAUCCGGAAUUUGAUAGAUUUAUCGAAACUGACAAAAGUCCUUUAGAAAAGGCUCAGAAAUUGGCAGUAUUAUUAACUUUGAAUCAACCUCCUACUCGAUCAUCUCUUUUGAAGGAUUUGGUUCGUUACAAUGUUUUAAAUAUGGCCUCUCCUGCUCUUCAAGAACUUUACAAUUUACUCGAAGUUAAUUUCAAUCCGUUGCAAUUAUGCGUUAAAGUUGACAAUAUUAUCAAAGUACUGCAAGACUCCGAUCAGUACAUACCUCCUUUGAGAGAUGUAACCUUAGUAAACCUCAUUCGUCAAGCAUCCCAAGUCUACGAGACGAUCACAUACUCUCGUCUCCUUCAGUUAUCGCAUUUCGGAACUCAGUUCCAUAUGGAACGUUUGCUAGUCGAAUGUGUUCGUCAGAACGACAUGCAAAUUCGAAUUGAUCACGGUAAAGGGUGUAUUUACUUCGGUGCUGACUUAUCCGAGUCUCAUGGAGGAGAUAAACUCGACGGUGUUAGUAUCCAAAGCAUGCCAAGCGAACAAAUACGCAAUCAAUUAGUAAACAUGAACUCGGCGUUGAAUAGAUGUGUCCAAGUUAUCAAUCCUAAUCACUUCAAGGGCGAUCGAGAGAAAGUUCAUGCUACGAUGGUGCAACGUUACCAUGACUUCAAACAUAUCGAACACCAACGUAUUUUGGCCAGACAUAAAAUCAUUGAAGAAAGGAAAGAAUACUUGGAACAAAUGAACACCGUUAGAGAGCAAGAAGAAGCUAAAAAACUAGAAGAAAUAGCUCGUCAACAAGCUAUAGCCGAGCAAAAACGUUUGGAAAUUGAGAGAGAAGAAAGAGAACGUAAACGACAAGAAAACGAACUGCAACAAAUCCGCGAUCGAACAUUGAAAGAAAAAAUGCAUCAGAUAUCUUUGACUGCUCAUGGACAAAAAUUACUCAAAAAUUUACAAGGAGACGAACUGAAGAACUUGGACGCUGAUAAGAUAGCUGCUCGUGAAGCUGAAGAACUACAGAAAGAACGAAAAGAACAGCAGCAAAAACUGAAACAACAAGAAAAGAAACUCGAUUAUUUCGAACGUGCUAAAAGAAUUGAAGAAAUACCUUUGCUUAAACAAGCUUGGAAAGAUAAACAAGAAGUCGAUCGAAAAUUUUGGCAUCAACAAGAAUUAGAUAAAAUACAAACCAUGAAACAAGAACGUAAAUUAGCUCUGCAACAUCGAGGUCGUUUGAAACGUAUGGAAGUUGAUAAAAAUGCUUAUUUGGCCAAACUCGAAAGUCAAAGAUACUCCACUUACAAAGAUAAAUUGGAACAAUUCGAUAAAGAGUUGAAUAAAAUACGCAAAGAGCGGUUAGAAAAACGUAAGAAAGAAAGAGUCGAAAAAAGAAAAGCCGAUUAUCUUAAACAACUCGAAGAAGAAGCCGAACGUAAACGACAAGAAGAAAAACGUAAACAAGAAGAAGAAGAGCGUAAAAAACGCGAAGAAGAAAAAGCUAAAGAGAGAGCAAAAAGAGAAGAAUUGGACAGACAAAGUGAAAUUGCCCGGAAACGAGAAGAAGAAGUAUUGAGAAAACUUCAAGAACGUGCUGGCCCUCCGGCCCCUGAAAAGCCUGCUAGUGCGAGUACCUGGCGUAGUGCUAAAGCAGCAGAGACGAAAACUGACGAUAAGCCUGUUGAGAGGAGAAUUAGAGAUGAUGACAGAAAACCUGAUUCUGGUCCUAGACGUGGAGACGAUGAGAGAAGAGGCACAGAUGACAGAAGGGGCGCAGAUGACAGAAGAGGCGCAGAUGACAGAAGAGGUCCAGCUUCCGAUAAGCCUAUGAGUGACUGGCGUAGUAAAUCAAUGAAAGACGACGGUAGAAAUAAUGAUGAUAGGAUGAGGGAUAGAAAGCCUAGAGACUCAUUACGUAAAGACGACGAUUUCUCGAGAAAGCCUCCAUCUUCUGAUAACUGGCGCAGCAAUAAACCUAGAGACGAAGCUGAACCUAGUCGAGCUGAAGGUAGUAGAUGGAAGUCAGACGAACCUCGAAGUGAGAAAAAACCAGACCGUGAUAAUACAGCUUGGAGACGAGGUGCUCCGGCCGAUAAUAAAUCAACGUCAGGCUCUUGGCGUAGUGGUGGUUCUUCUCGACCAGCUAAUGAGUGAAUUAUGUAUUCAAUUUAGCUGCAUAAAGGCCAUGAAAUAUUAAUUUGUAAUUUUAACUUAUCGUUUAUUUAUUUAUUAUGAGACUCGAGAAGUUAAGGAGUUGACGUAUAGAGUAAUUAUUAAUUUUUAUCCGAAAUAAGAUUUCACGAAAGUCUAGGUACUGUAAGUAAAUCCAGCGCCAACUAAGCAGUAUUCUUGGGAAAUCAAUCCAUCCGCGUGUACAUUUUCCAUGUUGUGAAAUUUAUUCAACUUUAUGAGUAAAUAAUCAAUUUUGGAUUUUAUAAAAAAAUCAUUCCUGUAAAAAUGAGUAAGUAUAUGAAAAAAUUGGUGUUUUAUUUAUCAAGUUGAUGACUUCGAUUAUGAAAUUUGUCAUGAUACGAGGUUUUCCUAGAGAAAAUGUUACAGGUUAAUUUGGGAAAGUUAAUUUGUUGAAUUUCACUUUCCCUUUUAUAAAUUAUUUUUUUAUUAAAAUAUCAAAUGUAGUUGAUAAUAAAUUGUAUUUUGUUGGAAUAAAAUUUAAAACCGUU